GAGUCGCAGUGGUCAUCUGAUGAGCUUGAUGCUUUCGAUUGCCCAUAACCUGCCGGAGGAAGAAGCAGUAAAGGAACAGGCAGCGUAUAUGGAAGAUAACUGCUCUGCUCUGAUAUGCUUGGGGGUCUUCCUGAGCUGCAGGGUCUGAAGCACACAUUCCGCAAUCAUGUCUGAGAAAAGAAUGACCUCGAGCCGUAAGCAUCAUCUGAAGAGCUUGAUGCUCCAGAUUGCAGCCAAUUUGAUUGAAGAGGAGAAAAAGGAGAUGAAGCAGGAGAAAGCCAAUUUCAUGGCUAAUAUCCCCGCCCUGGAUUUGUCUGGAGAUCAAGCGGCGCUGAUGGAAAUGCUCAAAAAGUUGUCCCAGACCAUCGACAAGGUUGAUGAGGAAAGAUAUGACGCAGAAUCAAAAGUGAAGAAGACAGAAAAAGAGAUUGAGGACUUGAAGUUGAAAGUGAUUGAGGUUCAGGGCAUCAAGAAGCCAGCUCUGAAGAAAGUGCGUAUGUCUGCUGAUGCUAUGCUUGCAGCUCUGCUGGGCACCAAGCACAAAGCUUCCAUGGACUUUAGAUCGAACUUGAAAGAAGUGAAGAAGGAGGUCAAAGAGGAGGAGGAAGUUGGUGACUGGCGUAAGAACAUUGAUGAACAGGCUGGCAUGGAUGGCAGGAAGAAGAAGUUUGAGUCCGCAUAAAUGAUUGAAUUAGUUUUGGUGUUCAAAACUACGGAGGCUACUGUAAACCCCCAUUUAUCUUUUUCAUUAUUUUGUGGUACUGUUAGAGUAUAGCAUCUGAUAAGCACUUAUACUAACUGUAAACUGUCAUUGAAUUGUAACAUAUUUUCCAAAUGUAUAGGCUUAUUGGAAAUAUAUUCAACUGCCAAACUGUAGUAAUUAAAUAAAUGUCAGCAACAUGGUAAAAAUGAUA
Molecule: messenger RNA, 914 nt
Organism: Salvelinus sp. IW2-2015
Lineage: Eukaryota; Metazoa; Chordata; Actinopteri; Salmoniformes; Salmonidae
Product: troponin I, fast skeletal muscle-like
Biological process (GO): cardiac muscle contraction; skeletal muscle contraction
Cellular component (GO): troponin complex
Source: RefSeq, a predicted model, not a curated record